Sesamum indicum (sesame) is the source of this 891-nucleotide messenger RNA. The record is from RefSeq and is a predicted model, not a curated record. Lineage: Eukaryota; Viridiplantae; Streptophyta; Magnoliopsida; Lamiales; Pedaliaceae.
AUGGAGAGUGAGACUGAGACACUCCAGGACAACAACAGCAAGUUCUCAGCAGUUCCUUGCAGUGAAAGCUUAAUCUUCAUCAAAAGCAACUCAACAUCUGAAGCAGAUGACGCCUAUGAUCAUGUGCUUAACCAGAUACUCUUGAUGGAUCCUUUACCCUCCAUUGGUAAAGCCUAUUCCAUGAUUGCUAGAGUAGAAAAACAAAGACAGCUUAAUUCUGCAGUUCAAGGUUUGGAUAGAGAGGAAAUUAUGACAAUACAAAUACAAGACUCAAGAAAACAGGGAUUCAUGAAAAGAAAAUCUUUUGCUGAUAAGAAACAAAUGUACUGUGAUAAUUGCAAGAAAAAUGAUCAUAUCAAGGAUAAUUGUUUUGAAUUAAAAGGAUUCCCAGAUUGGUAUAAGGAUCUAAUCGAACAGAGAAAGAAAAAUGGUAAACAACCCAUAAAUAGAGCCUUGAAUACGCAAGGAGAAAAGGGAGAAAUGAGCUGUCAUACUGUUCUUGAUGAAAAUAGCAUAUCUGAAAUCAUCAGAAAAGAGCUCAAGAAAGCACUUCAAAAUCAAGAACUAAGCCAAGAUCUUUCCAACUUGGUGGAUUAUGAGAAUUUUGCAGGCCUUUUUAGUAUUGUAUUCCUUAAAGAACAGUGUCUUGUGCAGGACCUUGUGACUAGGAAAGUCAUUGCAGUAGGUAGACAAAGAGGAAAGCUAUACCUUCUUGACCAAAGACACAAGACGGAGGAAAAGACUGAACACAUAGGAAUUCUCCAGACUUAUGCAAUACCUCACAAUAAGGAAAAGGCUAAAAGACAGGUUGUAGAUAAUGGAAAUCUCAGCCACAAUAGGCUAGGACAUGCUAGUCAAGAUGUUAUGUUACAUUUGCCUUAUUGUAAAUAG